Messenger RNA from Exaiptasia diaphana, 5134 nucleotides. Its product is annotated as adhesion G protein-coupled receptor A3. The transcript is spliced from 19 exons. Gene Ontology annotation, biological process: cell surface receptor signaling pathway; G protein-coupled receptor signaling pathway. The coding region runs from base 184 to 4797 and encodes 1537 amino acids. The record is from RefSeq and is a predicted model, not a curated record. NCBI's taxonomy places the organism in Eukaryota, Metazoa, Cnidaria, Anthozoa, Actiniaria, Aiptasiidae. Gene Ontology annotation, molecular function: G protein-coupled receptor activity; protein binding. Gene Ontology annotation, cellular component: plasma membrane.
UUAGAGACCAGAUUGUUUAUUCUUCUCGCAGUGAGGAACUAUCGCCACCGAAAGAAUGUUUCUUUGAAAGAACUACUUGAAAUCUCUUAGAACUGCAAAAGUGUGGGAUGAUUUGAUAUCAACCUAUUUGUUUUUCUUGGGAUCGAAUAAGACUUUACCUAAAACACUGAAUGUAGUAGCGCCAUGUUUGAAAGAGCGUUAUGGAUUGUACUGUAUAUGGUUCUUCGAUUGCAGUUUUCACUAACUUGUCCUCGUCAAUGUAGAUGUCCUAGUAGAGAUCCAGCAAAAGGUCUUUUUGUGAAGUGCGAAGGGAGUGGUUUCAGGGAAAUCAGUUUAUCGCCAGACUCACUGAGAAACGUUUCUGUCCUAAACCUAAGGAAUAACCAAAUUACGUCUGUUCCGACAAAAGCAUUUGGAAUGCAAAGAUCUCUUAAAAAAYUGUAUUUGUCAAGAAAUAAGAUAAGGUCACUAAAGAAUGGUUCUUUUACAGGACUGACUAGACUAAACAAGUUGGAAAUCUCUCAUAAUGAUCUUUUAACUCUUUCUGAAGAACCUUUUAAAGGUCUGAAAUCUCUUAGGUUUCUAGAUCUCAGUCACAAUAAUCUGAACUUUAUUAAUGGAACUGUGUUCAAAGGACUCAAAAGAUUGCAAAAAUUGAUACUGUCAUAUAACAAGUUCAUUAUCAUACCUGAGGCAACGUUAAAACCUCUUCAGUCACUCACUCUUCUGAAUCUAGAGUACAACGACUUGCUGUGUGACUGUCAUAUUAAAUGGCUGUUAAAAAUGAAAAAGUUAAAAAGAAGUCUCACUGGCACGUGUCAAUAUCCUGAACCAUUAAAGAACAUAAAACUGAAAGAAAAUACCCCAAAAGAUAUGAGAUGUGUGACACUUACCCUACCAUACUAUGAGUUCAAACCAACCAAUGACGAGGUAGCUAUUAAAGGAGAUAGCUUUACAUUUACAUGUGGAACGACAUGGAUUCCUGUACUCGAGAUUAAYUGGUACAAAGACGACCAGAAACUGAUUCCUCACUCUUUGAAUAAAACUCGAACAGCUAUCGAUUUUAAAUUUGACGUUAAAGCUGCAAGACUUGUUAGUACUUUAAAAUUGGAAUCGUUAUCGUUGGGAGAUAGUGGGGUGUAUAGAUGCACUGUAUCGAGUGACAAGACCCUUGUUAGCGGAGAAUCUGUAUUGAAGGUUCUGSCCGGUGGAUCAAAGUUUUGCCAUUCAGAUGUUACCAAGACAUCAAAAGGAAUAUUCCAGUGGGAUAAUACAGAUCUUGGAGUAGUCGCUCGUUUGCCUUGUCCAGCGGGAGUCUUACGAAGGUUUAGGAGCUUUAAGAGUCAAGGUUAUGCUUACAGAAAAUGUGGGCGAGGUGGUCGAUGGCAAGAUGUUGAAGGAAAUGAAUGCGCUUACGUCGAUAAAGUCACWCAAAAACUGUAUAACCUUAAACAGUUUCCAGCCAACUCUACUACAGUUCUAGCGAUCUGCAAUGCGCUGUAUACUAUAACUAUGAACUCUUCGGCCGUCAAGUCGGAUAUCGACGUAUCAUAUGUAGCCAGCAUUCUAGAAAGUCUCAGGCCAUUUAUGGGUGCUAACAAGAAGGUCGGUGAAGUUGUUGUACGUGUUAUCAGUAAAAUGAUGGAUGUAGACCAACAUAUUCUUGCCACUGCACAGCUCAAAUCAAAAGCGUGCUCGAGCUUUGUGUUAGUUCUGGAAGUUUUAGCCAACUCAAACUUGGAUGGGACGCGCUUUAUAUCAGACAAUAUAGGAAUGAUCAUUGUAUCAGUUAUCCGCGCAAACUUUAAAGGAGCAACCUGCGAUGCUAGGCUUGAUGAAAAUGGUAGUCUGAAUUCCAUACGAUGCAACCAUCCUUGGAAGAAUGCUUCGUUAUUUUCUCCAAAGCAUCUGGAGGCAUCAGUGCAUCUUCCGAAAUCAAUUUUCGCUGGCCAAGCGCAAGUAAUAGCCGAGUUAAACCUGAAGUUUAUGGUAUAUACGAACAGUAAAUUAUUCCCUCACAUUGUCAACGGUACGCUAGUGCCAAAUCCUCGCGUUUAUACAAGCGUUAUUAAUUUUCAAUUAGGACAAUUAUCUCUGGACAAUUUGACUGAACCCAUCGCUAUCAAGUACAGUAAUCAUGAGCAUAGUGAAAAAUACCCUCCAGUUGCUGUAUACUGGGAUCCCAAUAAGAAAGGGGGAAUAGGAUUGUGGGUAGAGAAUAAAGAUUGCAGAAUUACUAAAGCUCAAAACAUCUCAAUAUCGUACUGCAAAGGAUUGGCUGAUAAGAGCUAUUUUGCUCUGUUAAUGUCCUUCGUAAAAAGACUACCACCUUUAGCAGCUAAGCAUGAGAUAGGUGUAGCAUUGGAAGUAAUGGCAUACGUUGGUGCUGGUCUGUGUGCGAUUCUACUAUUGAUUACCUUUAUCACUUAUGCUGUAUUCAGAAAGUUACGUUACAAUCGUGAUGAUGCCGCUAUGCUUAUGAACCUGUGCCUGGCUCUUUUAGUGUCGGUGAUGCUGUUCGCUGUUGGCAUUUAUCACGUGGGCAACACGUUGAUGUGUCGUGCUGUUGGAGURCUAUUGCAUUAUUUCGUGCUGUGUUCUCUCCUCUGGGUGGGCUGUGGUGCACUUUGUCUAUGUCGUAUGCUCCGUACUGCUGUUACUCCAGAAGAGUUCAAUCCUGUKUUGCGUUACUAUAUGACAAGUUGGGGUAUUCCCCUUAUAAUUUGUGGAAUCACGGUUGCUGGAAAUCCUGAUAAUUACAGCGUUGAAAAUGUCUGUUGGCUGAGGMGAAACCCCUUCUUUGGUGCUUUUGUUGGGCCUGCAUGUCUAGUGAUUCUAAUUGAUAUUAUACUCUAUAUCCGACUCAAUAACGUGAUUUAUAGCACAUACAGUAUCAUCGAAUUGGGUGCAUGUACAUCGCCCUUAGAGGAAGCCAGUACUACGGAAGAYGAACAAUUACCUGAAGGCGUUACAUCCAAAAGUGAGCUCUUGCAACACUUGAACGAAGUUCUUCCGGAGAAGAGUGAUAUUUUCUUGUACCAAAAGGGAAGUUUACUCGUGCUUGUCUUAAUUGUCAUCAAUUUCGCCCUGGCGCUUUUGCUUGUCAUCUAUAACGAAUCAAGAUCUUUAUAUUUGGUCUUGAACUGUGUGUAUGCCGUUGGGAAUGUUUGCCUAGGUGCUGCCAUCUUUGUAUUUCAUUGUUUAAAGAAGGCCAACGUUAAAAAGUUUUGGGUAGACUGUUUCAGGUCAUGCUUUCGUAAAAACAAGAAUUAUUUGGUUGAUCAAGAAGUUAUUCCUCAUACUGAUUCGACGUCGGAUAAACCCAGURUUUCGCUAAUGAACGGGGAAACUCCCAGGAAUAACGGCGCCCCUGCUAAUUCAAUACCAAGAAUUUACGGAGCUCCAAUCGAACCAGGAUGCUCUGAUAUUCAAUCAAAUGUAUCUUUGCCAUCAUCUGCUGCGUUAACUAUCAAUGAUCUUCCUAUAAAUAUUGUCAAAUGCUUACCCCGUAACGGAGAUGUCCAACCAAAGAAACCGAGWUCUCCACCAGGCUCAGAUAAACACUCGAUAUCUACAUCAAUGUCGGACAAACAGUCGUGCGUUUCUGCACCAUUGCCUCUCAGUCAUACACAACCGGGCCUUAACGAUCAGCAACCACCACGUUACAGCUACUGCUUUGCUGAUUCAGCCACUAAAAAGAAAAAGAAGAAAACGAGAACUCGAGCGCCUUUAGCGUUCCCAGACAAAAAUGGAAUAUCUAGUUCAAGAGAAUCUGGUCUUAGAGCUCAAAAAGAAGUGCAGUCAAUGCACCGUCCGCUAGAAAAUCAUACCUCGAUACCUGAGAGGGAUGCUUUUGAAAGUGCUCYAUCUGAGUUGUCGUSCGUAAGAGAACCAGCAAGUUAUUUAGAAACUCCAGUUCCUUAUUCGUCUUGUGCUUCUUCGGAUGUUUCURUCCCGUUACCCRUUACUAUGACAUCUAGACCCCCAAUACCUGGGGCAAACGAUGUCAGGAAUUCAGCUCCUAGUACCGGAGGAUAUCCGCCUACUGGAUAUUCGGUUGCAGGAGCUUAUCAGGGUACAAGACCUUACCAAAGGUACCUGGCUCACCCAGGUAGUAAAGGUUGUCAUGGUCAAACGCGAACCAUCGGUCAAUCAAGUAACAACGGUCAGCCGGGCUCCGGAAAUCAUCAAACUGCUGGAGUUUACCCCAAUCAUAGUCAACGGCCAAUAUAUGGCCCAGCAAAUUUCGACUUUUUAAGAAAUCCAGACUAUCCUUCGCUUCCGAAUACAAUUCCCGAAGAACGGUAUGUGUCCAUACCUAAAUGUCCUAACGGCCGUGUUGGACAUAGACAGAGUGAAAGUGAUCACGUUUAUGAGUCAAUCGAUGAGCAACAAAAUGACGAGGAGGCCACGAUAGAUGGCGCCGCUAAAACGAUUGCAUCACAUAAUGGACAAAAUGGGCCGAGUAAGCCUGAAAACGAUGUAACAGAUUCUGAAAACACUUCUCUUUUAGGGCCCCCACAGGGUGCACAGACGGUUAACGGUCUUAAUCUUCCUCGUCGUAAAGCAAGACAACGUUACGAUAAAUCUAGAACUAGACGAUACCGAGACGGUGCAGGAAGACGAAAAGACACAUCUCGUUCCGGGGCUACUCGGUCAUCAGCAACKUCGUUAAAGAGUGAACGAAUAAAACCUGAGCCGAAGGAGUGGAUUCCCGACACGGUUCCUCGCAUGGCAUACGUUCCUAUYCCAUAUUUAMUGGAGAAAAAGGAAACUCGGAACGAAACGAGCGUCUAAAAUCAUAUAUGUUCUUAUAACAUUUUUAUAUUUUAACUGAACAUUCUGAUUUGACACUGAAUGAACCUCUUAAUUUGGAUAGGAAACCGUCGUUAUACUGGGGCUAGUUCAGUUGGAAAGGGUCGGUAUUAUAGUGGCUAGUCCAGGUGUGAGUGAGAAGUAGUUACCUUUAGGAAUAAAAAUAACUCAUUCUCACACCGUAUUUAUAUCAAAGGACACAUGAGGCCGUUCAUUGUGAAGCUAACUAACAGAUAUUGAAAGCCGUUACAUUUGCGAAUGUGCUUUCCAAAUUCAGCGGACAAUGAAUAAUAAAGAUAUAAUCCAAUAUGUCUAUGUA